Penicillium paradoxum is the source of this 705-nucleotide messenger RNA. RefSeq lists its product as uncharacterized. The record is from RefSeq and is a predicted model, not a curated record. The transcript has a single exon. The coding region runs from base 1 to 705 and encodes 234 amino acids. Lineage: Eukaryota; Fungi; Ascomycota; Eurotiomycetes; Eurotiales; Aspergillaceae.
AUGAAAUAUACUGGUCUCGCCGUUAUGGGCUUGAUGGGCUGUGCCCUUGCCUUGCCCCAGGGUCCUCCUCCCCCGGGCCCCCCUCCCCCAGGCCCUCCCAGCGAGCUUCCGAGUGGUUUCCCAACUCCCAGUGGCUCUCCUUCGGGAUUCCCGACACCAACCAGCACCCCCAGCGGCUUUGAGAAGCGCCAGGCCUUCGACCUGCCUUUCUCCAUCCCCUCCGGGUUCCCUACUAGCUUCCCGUCUGGCUUCCCCACGCCUUCCUGCUCCGGCCUCCCUACUGGAUUCCCCUCACCCACCGGCCUGCCUUUCGGCAAACGCCACUUCCCCCACGGGACCCCGCCUCAGGGUCCUCCUUUCCAUGGUCCUCCUCCCUAUGGCCCUCCUCCCCAUGGUGUUCCCGAAGGCCCCAUCCCCAGCGGGUUCCCGACCCCAACUGUCUCCCCUUCUAGCGGGUUCCCGACUCCAACCAGCACCCCCAGCAGUACCCCCAGCGGCUUCGUGAAGCGCCAUGGGCUCCCCACUAGCUUCCCCAUCCCCAGCGGCUUCCCUACCCCCACUGGAUCCCCCACUGGAUCCCCCACCCCAUCCGGCACUCCUCCCCCCCUUCUUCCCUCUCCCCGCUUAUUAGAUACCGAGCGAGAGAUAGAACGGAUCUCUGAUUCACUGCGUCGGGUACCAUCUUGCAAGACUGCAUCCAUGUGA